GUCUGUCUUUGCGAAGAAGGAAGUGAAAGAGAAAAUCUGAGUUCAUGAUUAUGAGAGCUGAGUGAGGGAGUGAGUGAGUGCUGCUGCUUCUGAAUCAAUCAAACAUCAUUCUCUGAUUCUCACACCAAAAUGGUGAAUCCUCGGGUUCCACGUUUCAGGAUCCGAACCUUCACACUCUUCGCUUCUGCUAUCUCCGUCGCUCUCUGUAUUUUCUUCACUUUCUCUUUUCUCGUCACUACCCAUUCCCAUCAACAACCCCACGUGGUGGGUUCUGAUGGUGAUGUUGCACAUGGAUUUGAUUCAAUAAGAAGAUCCGUUCUGGCUCUGAAAACGGAUCCCCUUAAGCCUCGGUUGGACCAGAUCCGAAAGCAAGCUGAUGAUCAUCGCUCUUUGGCUCUUGUGUAUGCUUCCUACGCAAGGAAGCUCAAGCUUGAGAACUCCAAGCUUGUUAGGGUUUUCGCGGAACUGUCGCGAAACUUCUCGGAUCUAAUGAACAAGCCUCAAUAUAGGACUCUCUUCAGCAAUGAUGCAUCUGCUGUUGAUGAAUUGGUGCUUCGCCAAUUGGAGAAGGAAGUGAAGGAGCGCAUUAAGACGACUCGCCAGGUGAUCAGCGAAGCCAAGGAGUCCUUUGAUAACCAGCUCAAGAUUCAGAAGUUGAAGGAUACAAUCUUUUCUGUGAAUGAGCAGUUAACUAAAGCAAAGAAGCAGGGCGCUUUCUCCAGCCUCAUUGCUGCCAAGUCGAUUCCAAAGAGCUUGCAUUGUCUCUCAAUGAGGUUGAUGGAGGAGCGGAUUGCUCAUCCCGGGAAGUAUUCGGAUGAGGGGAAGCCUACUCCUCCAGAAGUUGAAGAUCCUAAUCUGUACCACUAUGCAUUGUUCUCAGAUAAUGUCGUUGCAGCGUCUGUUGUGGUCAAUUCAGCAACAAAAAAUGCGAAGGAACCGUGGAAGCAUGUGUUUCAUGUUGUGACUGAUAAGAUGAAUCUUGGAGCAAUGCAAGUUAUGUUUAAGUUGAAGAAUUAUAAUGGUGCCCACAUUGAGGUUAAGGCGGUGGAGGAUUACAAAUUCCUGAAUUCCUCUUAUGUGCCUGUCCUUCGACAGUUGGAGUCUGCUAACCUGCAGAGAUUUUACUUUGAGAAUAAGCUUGAGAAUGCUACAAAGGACACAACAAAUAUGAAGUUUAGGAACCCCAAAUAUUUGUCAAUAUUGAACCAUUUGAGAUUCUACUUGCCAGAAAUGUAUCCAAAACUGCAUAAGAUUUUGUUUUUGGAUGAUGACAUAGUAGUUCAGAAGGACCUUACUGGAUUAUGGAAGAUUGAUAUGGAUGGCAAGGUGAAUGGAGCUGUAGAAACAUGUUUUGGGUCAUUCCAUAGAUAUGCACAGUACAUGAAUUUCUCGCAUCCCUUGAUUAAAGCAAAAUUUAAUCCAAAGGCUUGUGCAUGGGCUUAUGGAAUGAAUUUCUUUGAUUUGGAUGCUUGGAGAAGGGAAAAAUGCACGGAAGAGUAUCAUUACUGGCAGAAUCUGAAUGAGAACCGAACAUUAUGGAAAUUAGGGACAUUGCCACCGGGGCUAAUCACAUAUUACUCAACAACAAAGCCACUGGAUAAGUCAUGGCAUGUUCUGGGACUUGGCUAUAACCCAAGCAUCAGCAUGGACGAGAUUAACAAUGCUGCAGUGGUGCACUUCAAUGGCAACAUGAAACCAUGGCUUGACAUUGCAAUGACUCAAUUCAAGCCACUUUGGACAAAGUAUGUUGACUAUGAGUUGGAGUUCGUUCAGGCCUGCAAUUUUGGUAUCUAAAUGGUGAAGUUUCUUCUCAUUUUGUUGGUGAUGCUGUAUCAGGUGCCACACGAGCUAUUUUCUGUGUAGUUUUGAUAUAUAAUGCGUAUACGUUUAACAGAGUUCCUAGCUGGUGCAAGAAAAGAUCUUGCAUCAUUCUAAUUGUAAAAUACUUUAGCAUAGUAAUUCUAUCAUGUCUUCCUCUUAUUUAUUCAUAACUUUUACUCAAUAAUGUUAUUUUUAUGAUGUGGUUGAUCCUGAACAAUAUUACUGAAUGUGUUGUACCUUCUGUCACAUUUAGAAGUUUAACGCCAUCCAUUGUUUUUUGGUUCAGAUACAAACCACUGCAAAGGGUAAAAUAAAAUAAAACAAAUUUGAAUGGGCAAUUGGCUUUCCAACGGUUGUCAGAAAGAAAAAUUUUGGUUCUUCUGCUCAAUGGCCGUUAAUGCUCUAGUGUUGGGGGCUUUAAAGCAUUGGAGGAACGUUCAAGAACAUUUCUUUUAACAUAAUAUUUCAGAACAUUUUUAUUAAAUGUUAAGAUUUAUUAAAUUAGGAAAGUAUAAGAGCAAGAAGUAAGCCUAUGAUAAAAUUAGUGUAUUUAUUGUGUUAUAGUAUUUUUCAAAGCAUAAUUGGAUGUGUGCUUGUACAACUUAAACGGGAUUUGUUUUCCGAAAAUCACAUUUGCCAUUUUUUUAAGAUUGGAUUUUUAAGUAAAAGGGGGUUAAAGUGAGGCAACUCACCUCAUUCAAGUUAGCCCAUCAUGAAUUGACUCAAAAGUGAGCCAACCUAUCUCAACUUUCUUUGUAGUGGUUAAGAAAAUGUAAGUCAGGUUCAACCCACCAAUUUGGUUGGCUAGUUUGCAGUUUGGCUCACUAAAU
This is a messenger RNA of Abrus precatorius (Indian licorice), 2651 nucleotides long. RefSeq names its product galacturonosyltransferase 8. The transcript is spliced from 3 exons. NCBI's taxonomy places the organism in Eukaryota, Viridiplantae, Streptophyta, Magnoliopsida, Fabales, Fabaceae. The record is from RefSeq and is a predicted model, not a curated record. Gene Ontology annotation, molecular function: polygalacturonate 4-alpha-galacturonosyltransferase activity. The coding region runs from base 130 to 1794 and encodes 554 amino acids.